Messenger RNA from Myzus persicae (green peach aphid), 3220 nucleotides. RefSeq names its product probable G-protein coupled receptor Mth-like 1 (gene mthl1). Gene Ontology annotation, biological process: G protein-coupled receptor signaling pathway; cell surface receptor signaling pathway. The coding region runs from base 1 to 1740 and encodes 579 amino acids. The transcript is spliced from 5 exons. Gene Ontology annotation, cellular component: membrane. Gene Ontology annotation, molecular function: G protein-coupled receptor activity. The record is from RefSeq and is a predicted model, not a curated record. NCBI's taxonomy places the organism in Eukaryota, Metazoa, Arthropoda, Insecta, Hemiptera, Aphididae.
AUGACACGCGGACGUCCGCGAGACGUCUCCGCAACGGUGCCGUUGCUGUUACUACUGUCCGCGGCCGCAGUGUUGUCCUCCGACAACGUGACCGUGUUCCGGUGUUGCGGUCGCGGCGAAAUGCUCGACCCGACCGACGUGCACGGGCCGUGCGCCCUGUUGCCGGCGUCCUUGCCGCCAGACUUCGUGCCCGUCAUCUUCGACGUGACCAGCAACCAGUUCUUGAAUCCCAACGAGCCGCCGCCGGCUUACUGGAACCUGGUCCACGAACGGCCGCCGUGCCGGCCCGCCGCGUUCCUGCCCGCCUCGACGCCCCAAGACCCACCCCGGUUCGUGUCGUUCCUCAACGGUACGCUGCUGGCCCAACACUGGCCCAAGAACCUGAUGGUGGAUCCGGGUCUGUACUGCCUGGACCGAGCCGGCGCGCUGUUGUGCUUGCCCGACGAGCCGAACAAGACGAAAAAGUGCUGCGGCCCGUCGGCGGAGUACAGCGAAACCAACGGGGGAUGCGAGUUCUCGGGCCGGCACGACGCGGCCGAUCUGCCCGAAGACAUCACUUCCGGGUUCCCGCGGUGCGAAGACGACGUGUACAUCUUGUCCGGCCGCAUCAACGAGUCGCAUUGGCCCGUCAACGGCGCGUGGCCCGCGGGCGGACAGCUGCGUACGGCCGACGGCGCCACGCUCCAGCCCCGGGAAUACUGUCUGGAGCGCGUGCUCGAACAGACGCAGGAGCCGCGCACGUGGACCGUGUUCACUUGUGCGCCACGGCACGGCGUCGACCACGUGACCAAGAGCUAUCGGGAGGACAUCCGCUUCACCCUGUACCCGCUCGGACUGCUGCUGUCCGUGUUCUUCUUGGCCGUCACCCUGGUGGCCAGCUGCAUGCUGCCCAGCACUUACCACGUGCUCCACUGGAAGUGCCAAGUCAACCACGUCGGCUGCCUGCUGGUCGGCGACCUGUUCCUGGCCUUCGUCCAGCUGUCCGGCGACUCUUUGCGCGGGCCGCUGUGCGUCUUCACAGCCAUUGUAAUGCAUUUUGUCUUUCUGGCGGCGUUUUUCUGGCUCAACACGAUGUGUUUCAAUAUAUGGUGGACGUUUAGGGACUUGAGGCCUGCCAACUUGGAUAAAGGCCAAGAAGCAUGCAGGCUUAGGCUGUACCAGUUGUACGCUUGGGGUGUACCAUUGGUGAUCGCCACGCUAGCCGCUGUAUUAGACCGUAUUCCACCAGAUCAAUACAUGUCACUGAUCAGACCUAAAUUUGGUGAACAUCGUUGCUGGUUCUAUGGUGACGCAGAGGUUCUGUCAUAUUUCUAUGGACCAAUUGGUAUUUUGUUGAUGAUGAAUCUAACAUUAUUCGCGGCCACAGCUAGGGAGCUGACGUGUGGUUUAUGGAGAACCGAAGUAGUGAAAUCUACUAGCGAAAGAGCCACACUGGGUCGCGUGUGCCUGAAACUGGUGAUCGUCAUGGGCAUCACGUGGGUGGUAGACGUGCUGUCGUGGGUGAUCGGCGGGCCCGAUUACGUGUGGUACCUGACGGACCUGAUGAACGCGCUCCAAGGGGUGCUCAUAUUCAUAGUGGUCGGCUGCCAGCCGCAGGUGUGGAUGGCCGUCAGGCGCAUGUGGUGCCUGCGCACGGACAACCCGUCGGACGGCGGCAACGCCCGUUCGUCCACGUCCAACGCGAUGCCGUCCACCGUCAACGAGUCGACGCUGUCCAAACCGGUGGAGACGCUGUGCUGAUGCGUCGACCGCCGCGCCGCGCCACACCGCACCGCACCCCCGCCGCACACGCACUCACGCAGAGCACGCACACGCACGCACCGCAAGCACACGUACACGCGGGCAAGCGAACACAAGCACGGACAAACAGUAUAAAUAACAUCAUCACCACCAUCAUCAUCACCACCAUCACCACCACCACCGCCGUCGUCGUCGUCGUCGUCGUCGUGACGCGGCGACGUUGUCGCCACUGACCACUGCUCCGGACUUCCGUCGCGCGUAAUGCGCAAAAUUGUACGCGAGCGUCGAAGUCUGCGUGGCCACUGACGGACUCGCCGGCCGCAUGUCGACGUACGCGACUUGUUGAUCGCGUUACGAUUAUCUAAAAAAUCUUGCCCGCAAACGGAAUGUUUAGACUGACAAAUCUUGUUUUAUAAUUAUUAAUUUUCUUUUUUUUUUUUUCUUUAACCAGUAUUAAUAAAUAAGUAUGUCGUAUUAAUAAUUAUGCGAUGAUAUUGUAUAAUAAUCGAAUUAGAAGGGAUUUUUCGCGCACACUUUAUUACUAUUAUUAUUUAUUGAUUAUUUUCUCAUUAUUAUUUACUAUCAUUAUUAUUAUCAUUAUUCGUUCACCGCGCUGUCGGUAUAUAAUUUUCCUCGUCGACGAAGGCCCGCUCAAAGGGCCACAAUAAACGUUUGUACAAUAUCGCCUCGGAGCAUUUCUCUUCCGACAGAAUUAUCUUAUUAUUGACCAAAAUCAUAUGUGCCUACCCACAGUAUGAUAUAUUACAGGUCUUUCUGAUAAUAUAUUAUUAUAUGCGCUAAAAUAACUGCAAAAUUCAAAUCAUAUUAUAAUAUAUUCAUAAGUCAUUACACCACAUCAUGAUGUUAUAAUAUGUGUACGACGAUCAAGCAGGUCGACUAUAUUACGGCCAGAUCAAUAUAAUUUCACAAGUCAUACAAUGUAUUAUUACGUUUAUUGAUGAAAUCUCUAUCGACAAAUCGUAUAAUUUUUUCGUUUUUGUUUAAAUAAUAUCGACGAUAAAACCUAUUUGUGGACAAUUUUUUUUUUUAUAUUUUCUCGUUAUUGUUAUACUAAAAACACCGUAUAAGUAAAAUUUCAAUCGCAAAUAAUUAUAUACAUAUAUAAUUCAUAUGGAAAUAUUUGUACGUAUCUACUCUCGAAUUGAAUCGUCUGCAUUAUUGUUUAAAAUAUUAUAUUAUCGUCUAGACGGUAUGUCGUAUUAUAAUCUAACGAUCUUCUAAGCGUAAAUUGAAUUCGGUAAUAACAACGUAUGUUUUUUUUUUUUUUUACUUUUUUUAGUGAUUUUUAACAGAACAUUGUAUCGCAGCUAUUUUUUUUUCACUUAAUAUUUUCCCAUCGAAAACAAUUAACUUAGAUUUUAUCUCUUGAAAAAAACUGUAGGCAUAAUUUAUUACGCUUUUUGUUUUUGAUAACUACGCGUUAUCGGCAUGAACAACGAGUGCCGAUUGUGAAAAAUUG